Molecule: messenger RNA, 1161 nt
Organism: Hylaeus volcanicus
Lineage: Eukaryota; Metazoa; Arthropoda; Insecta; Hymenoptera; Colletidae
Product: proteasome subunit beta type-7-like
Exons: 2
Coding region: 145-1014 (289 amino acids)
Cellular component (GO): proteasome core complex
Molecular function (GO): threonine-type endopeptidase activity
Source: RefSeq, a predicted model, not a curated record
AGCAGAACGGAUCUUGUAAAGACAACUGUUUAAAGAAACUUGAACGUACUACUUUUUUUUGCCUUUUCAUUCCAUUUCAAGUAAACAAUUUUUUCAAACCUAUUAUUCAACAACUUUAUUGAGUAAAAGUCUUCUUUGGUUAUCAUGGAUUUAUCGUAUAUCUCAAUCUUGAAAGAGGAAACAGGGGGUUUCGAUUUUAGUAAUUUGAAAAGAAAUCAUAUGUUAUUUCAAAAUAAGACAUUAGGAGACAAACAAAAUUAUCCUUUAGUUUUGAAAACAGGAACAACUAUUUGUGGGCUUAUUACAAAAGACGCUGUUGUUUUGGGCGCAGAUACAAGGGCUACUGAAGGUCCCAUCGUUGCGGAUAAAAAAUGUCAAAAACUUCAUCGCUUAGCUGAUAAUAUAUGGACAGCAGGUGCCGGAACUGCUGCAGAUUUGGAUCAUGUCACGUUUAAUAUUGAAUCUCAAAUUGAAUUAAUGCGAUUGUCAAUGGGGAAAACUCCACGUGUUGCUUCAGCGGUGUCUCGUUUCUCUCAAUUACUAUUCAAAUAUCAAGGCCAUAUUUGCUGUGCCCUUGUAUUAGGUGGUGUUGAUUGUAAGGGACCACAGCUUUACAAAAUUCAUCCUCAUGGAUCGACAGAUCGUUUACCUUUUUGUGCAAUGGGCUCUGGCUCACUCAACGCAUUGACAGUAUUAGAAUCAAUGUAUCGGGAUAAUAUGACUGUUGAAGACGGUCAACGUUUAGUAGCACAAGCCAUACGCUCGGGUAUUUAUAAUGAUCUGGGGUCUGGUGGUAACGUUGAUAUUGUGACCCUUACAGCAAAUCAACCAGCCCAGUAUAUACGUGGUUUUGAUGCUUGUCAUGAUACCAAACCCCAGCUUUUUCGACAUCCAACAACUCCAUUAUUUCAAAAAGGAACCACUCCUAUUUUAAACUCUGAAAUUCAAGAAUUGUUUAAAUCAUCUAUUAUUGUUGAAGAUGUUGAUAUGACUUCUGUUGAAAUUAUGUCCUAGUUCUUUUGAUAACACGACAAGAAAACCAAUUUUCUUCACACAUAACUUUCUUUUCUUCUCAUGAUAUUGUUAUUUUAGAAUAAUAGUUAAUAUUAGAAAUAAAACCUGCGUACCAAUUGAACACAAGUUUUGAAACUAUGCUACAAA